Messenger RNA from Porites lobata, 1241 nucleotides. The record is from the annotation of a GenBank genome assembly. Lineage: Eukaryota; Metazoa; Cnidaria; Anthozoa; Scleractinia; Poritidae.
AUGCGUGAUGAUUGGAAUCUGGGACACGCGGGAGGCAUAGGCUACUUGGAUGCCAUUGCAGAAUUGGUGGAUUAUCGAAAAGUGAAUGGAGCAUCGGAAUCAGUAUUGAGAGGGCUGGCUUCAACAGAAGUUUACUAGAAAAAAGUGCGCAAAACCGUUUCCAAAAUGAUGCGCUUGCAGUGGACCAGCGAACUGGACAUCGAUGCCUUACAAGCCAAGGGGCACUGGGCCACACUAGAAGAACUGUUGGAAGUCGUGGGGCGCUACUUGACUCGCGGACUGAAAUUGCCUGGCUACUGAAAUCAUGCAAGGAGAAACUGGGUGCUGGUCUGCCAAUAGAUUUAUCUUUUGCCACCAAAUUUUUGGCCGUCUAUUUAUUUAUCAAGGUCAAGGGCUCGAGGCCCAUGACAUAUCAGUACUUAACGGUGGAAAUGGUGUACAAAGUCAAGACUAACGGUGGAUUUAUAGACCAGAAAAUGUUCAAAAUGGUUGGAAAACUUGGCUUCGAUUCUCUUUACCUGGCUGAGACGAGCAUGCAACUGUUGGAUGGCUACAUCAACCACAAUCGCCCCCUACUCAGACCGACCUGCGACUUUGUUUUGGUGACAAGAAAUGGAGAGCAGCACAAUAAGCUGGGAGAGCUAAUGAGUAAACUGCUCUUCGAUGCAACGGGCAAAUACGUUCACUCAACUCGCUAUCGACAGAUUGUGGAGACUGCGAGUUGCAGGCAGCUGUCAGGGGCACCCAACGACAAUUUUCGGAAAAUUAUCUGUUCGGAAGACGAUUUGAGAUCUAGAAUUUUCGGAUCAUUUUCUGUAAAAUUUCUUGCUUGCCUGCUUCUCCUAGGAUUUUCGAACAUCAAAAAAAAGGUAUAAUUGCCCAUUUUUAACGGAUUUUUACCCUAAAAAGGUCACCUAGAAUUUUCGGUAGCCUUUUUUCUGGCUGAAAUUUUCGGAAAGGUAGAUCUUGAUCCCUAUAAUUUUCGGAUCACUAUACUUUCAGCUAGGAAAUCCGAACAGAUGAAAAAUUUUUAGGGGAUAAAAAUAAGCCUUUAUAUACUGUUUAAAUACUAAAGUACGUUCAACAAUGCUAUGUUUAUGUGGUUUUGAACUAUAUUCUCGUUGGGUGCCUCUGAGCUGUGCAGCAGAGUGCAGAGCACAAUCUCCGAGGACCAGAAACAUAGCUCUGUUAUUGUAAGGGUUCACUAUCAGAAGCAGCGAUCGCGCGAGGUGGCGAGCAAA